GGCCUCAUAAAAUUCCGCGAGACGGUUAUAUAGAACCGGUGCGAACCGGCUGAUUCCCACCACUGCUGUAUUUACCCGUAUUUAGACUUUUAUAAAAUGAGUGUUUUGGCGAGACGACACAAACACAAAUAGUCGAUUAGCCUUACGGACUAAGUCUAAAAGUGUACGAUCUGAAUCUGGUGUGCUGUUUCUACAGCUCUAGAAAAUUAUUAUGGCAGAGAAAGUUGAAAACCGUAGCAGGACUGUUCGCAAAGUUUGGAAGUGUUUCUUCCUGUAUUCCUUCGGUGUUUUCCUACAAUAUGCCGCUUACGGAUCUUUGCUGAAUCUUCAAUCAAGCAUCAAUAUCAUCGAUGGUCUGGGAACUUAUUGUGCAUCCAUAAUCAAUAUAACGGCUGUUCUGUUCACGUUAUUUUGCGUACCUUCUUUACUUCGAAGAUUUGGUGCAAAAAAAUGUUUUUGUUGGUGCGAGUGUACUUACAUAUUAUACACGGUAGCAAAUAUGUAUCCCACCUAUUACACAAUGGUGCCGGCAUCUUUUCUGGUUGGUAUCGGAGAUUCAACAUUAUGGAGUUGUAUGCCUCUGCUAAACUCAUAUUUUGCUACAAAAUAUUCUGCAUUUUCUGGAAAUGGCCAACAGUCAAAAAACGAGUCUAGAUUUUCUGGGUAUUUUUAUUCCAUCGUUCUGGGGGCGAAGAUUCCGGGAAAUAUCAUAACAUACAUUGUUUUGUAUGCUUUCAACACAAAAUCAGAAAAUCCAGUAACUUUAUAUGCCAACAACAUCACAUUUAAUGUCUCAAACGAAGAUAUAAUCAGCCUAAACGACUUUGAACACUGUGGAGCAAAUGAUUGUCAAGAUGCUGUGAUCGUAAGAAAUACACUGGAGCAGUACGUACCAGCGAAUAGAUUGUCCAUUUACAUUUUAAUGGGAAUUUUGACUAUGUUAUGCGUGAUGGCAGUUGUCAUACACUUUGUUUUUAUUCCUGAAACCGGCGAUUACGGCGUGUCACGCCGAACUUCAAAGAUGCAUAACUCUGAUGGGAUCGACGACCAGAAAUUUGCAACCGAAGCAAUCAUAGUCUCGGACCAAAGUUAUGUAUCUUUCGCGUUUACCACUGUGAAAGAUAUCGGAAGACAAGUUGUGGAUUUCAAGCAAAUAUUGGUAACACUCAUCUUCAUCUACCACGGGAUGACAUACGGAUAUAUUACAUCGGAAAUAACAAGAUCAUAUACUACGUGUGCUUUUGGAGUGGCCAUGGUGCCAGUUCACUCUGUUUUCUAUGGUAUCGGAGGGGGUGUAGUUUGCUAUCUAAUGGGAAAACUAGGGAAACAAAUUUCUCGUGAUUGGUUUUUCGUCAUUGCUACGUUGACUGAUAUGAGCAUAUACAUCUACGGGUUACUAUGGUCUUCAGCUACAUUUUCGUCACACUGGUGUUUGGUUCCAAUGUACUUUCUAUUUGGAGGAACACAGGGAAUAUGGAUGUCUAACGGUCAUGUGGUACAAGUAAAUUACUUCCGCGAUCGGCUGGAUGUCGCCUGUCCUGUUUGGAAUAUUUACUAUAUGCUUGGCAUUGCCAUUCAAUUUGCCUGGAGCACAAGACUAUGCGUACGAACAAAAAUCUUUAUUCAGAUGGGGGUGCUGAUUAUGAGCAUGAUUGGAUACGUUAUGGCGGAAACUUUGCAUCGAAGACAAUUGCGAAGAAAUAAGGAAAGUGAGGUGGCUGUUGAAUAGGGAAGGAUGUCAUUCGAUAUUUUGAGCACGUUUAUGAACAGACUAUCUGUGCAAAAGACUGUACAUAAGAUCCUCGAAAAAAUAAGAUAUUUCAGUAUAUAUUUGUUUAUACCAGGGGCGUGCAACUGUUUACCGUGAUGGAGCAAAACGUAAAAUUAAGAUUAGGGCCCGACCACCGAACAGCUCAUUAAUUUUUAUGAAUAAAUCUUACUAUAGAACCAGCAUAUGAUGUAAAUUUAUUCAUUAGGUAAGUGAUUUCCGCUUGAUUUAGAGAUCAUGCGAAUGUCAGAUUUUACUGUGGCCAAUGACGUAAUAUUGCCCUAUCGAAUUCUUGCCGGACGCUUUCACCACCAGUCUUACGGUGCACAAAGUCUCUUGCGGGAUGCGGUAAUCAGUAGGUUCCGUGGCCCACAAUCCGUAUGUUGCACAUCUAUGGUUUAUACUGUUAAUCUUUAUGCACAUUUUUAUAGCGUGAUCAACUACCAUUAGAACAUUUUCACACGGUAGCUGAGAUAACAAUGCUUCAAUAAUAAAAUAGCGAAACUGACUAGCCAUAAUUGCAUUUGAUAUUGUAUAAUUCAAAGUGAUUCAUAUUGCUGCAAAUGUAAACAUGACUGCGUCGUUAAUUUGUAUUUCCUGAAUUAGUUUAUGCUAUUUUGUAUCAUUUUAACAUUAUCUAUUCGUCAUAUUGAGACGAACAUACAUUUUAUUGAGUCAUAAUGUUCGGCAGCAAAGUAUUUUCUUUAAGAUCAUGGUGAACUUUUUUAAUCUUUUAAUUUAUGUCAAGUACUGAUAAUUCAGAGCUGAAAUGCUAUUUGCAAGUCACAUACUAUUACUUUCUGAAACUCAACAUAUACGAACGAACGCCAUUGCCACGCCAUCAUUUUGGUGUGAAUUAUGUUUUAAGAUCGGUUUACUUGUAAUAUCUUCUUAAGUGAGGAAGACCGCUGAUAAAAUCCAAAGGUAGUGGUUUUCACCAGCGGUUUGCUCUCUUUUCUCAUCUGAUAUGUACAGAAGAACUUUUAACCAAAUUUACAUGUGGUACUCCCGUAGUUUGUGGAUAUUGUAUAAAAGGAAUAUAAUCAGACUCUAACAAAUUUCUAAUGUGAUUCAUUGCUAUUUGAAAAUACUUAUAACAGACCUAACACUACACUUUACCAUAAUCAUGCGUUAAUGAUAAACAAGGGGGAAUUUAUGCUCAGAAUAUUAUUAGGCUUAUUCAUACAUUAGCCGAAUAGGUUUUGAUGUAUCGUUAUACUGAUCAUUGUUUUAUUUUGUAUCUUAGCAUACCUAUGGCAGUUCUUUGAGUCCAACAUUAGAUGUGUUUAUACAAUAUAAUAAAGUUUCUUUCAACACGGG
Messenger RNA from Styela clava, 3088 nucleotides. RefSeq names its product protein unc-93 homolog A-like. NCBI's taxonomy places the organism in Eukaryota, Metazoa, Chordata, Ascidiacea, Stolidobranchia, Styelidae. The record is from RefSeq and is a predicted model, not a curated record.